ACUCCGGCUUUGCGACACUUGGACGUGGAUGAGGUGAUGUGUCUGCUUGCGCAGCUGUUCGACGCCGUAGCCGAGCUGGAGCGCUGUGGUGUAGCCCAUCGUGACAUCCGCCUCAGCAAUAUUCUCCUGAGGCGGCGAAACUUGGGCUCUACUGGCGACGCCCAACCGGGACAGCGAUUGCCCGAUCAAGGGAACUCUUCAUCUGGCUCGCUGUCUCAGACGGCCUCAAGCCGGAGUCGGCAGGAUGCUGGCCUCGGGUCGGAGCAAGUGUCUUCGGACAAACAGCAUCACAGCAAAGAAGCCGCCCACACCCAACAUACUCGCGAGUCGGUUGCACUGGAGUUCGCCAACAAGGCGAUGCAAAUACGACGCGAGCUGGAGACGGACACAAAGUCGGCCAGUGAGCCGGUCACCUUGACUUCCUCAGAGGCUAUAGAACCGGGGAUACCAACUGAUCUGCCAUCUUGGAUGGACGGUCAGCUGAAGUGGACUGCAGUUUCGACCUUGCAUAGAUCUUAUCAAUACCCUAAGCAGGAGUCGAAUCGUGACAGUGUAGCAUGCGGCAACAUUGUCAUGAGUGCCCUUGGGUCAUAG
Molecule: messenger RNA, 594 nt
Organism: Protopolystoma xenopodis
Lineage: Eukaryota; Metazoa; Platyhelminthes; Monogenea; Polystomatidea; Polystomatidae
Source: the annotation of a GenBank genome assembly